GCUCACAGCCUUCAGUGUGGCGUGUAUGGGAUGGCUUGGAUCCCGAGGAAGCCAUUAGUGGGAGAAAACCGGGUGCCAGGCAUGACGGAUCCCGAAGACCCCCCCAGACCCAGCCCUGGGGAAGCAGGUGAGCCCCCUGGGGAUGAGAGCGGACCUCCAGGAGAGACGUUCCCCCUCUCCUCCUUGGCUAACCUGUUUGAAGGGGAGGAUGGCUCCCCUUCGGCAGGAGGGGAGCCGAGCCGCAGCCCACCUGCCCCGGGGGAUGCCCGGCAGAACCUGCGCAUGAAGUUCCAUGGGGCAUUCCGCAAGGGCAUGCCCAACCCCAUGGACCUGCUGGAGUCCACCAUUUACGAGUCCUCCGUCGUUCCCGGCCCCAAGAAGGCCCCCAUGGAUUCUCUCUUUGACUAUGGUACCUACCGGCACCACCCCAGUGACAACAACAAACGGCGGAGAAAGAAGAUCGUGGAGAAGGAGUCCCAGAGCCCCAAGGCCCCAGCUCCCGAUCCACCCCCCAUCCUCAAAGUCUUCAACCGACCCAUUCUUUUUGACAUCGUGUCCCGGGGUUCCACUGCUGACUUGGACGGGCUCCUCUCCUUUCUGCUCACCCACAAGAAGCGCCUGACAGACGAGGAGUUUCGGGAACCUUCCACAGGGAAGACAUGUCUGCCCAAGGCCCUGUUGAACCUGAACGGUGGACGCAAUGACACCAUUCCUCUGCUCUUGGACAUCGCUGAGCGCACUGGCAACAUGCGGGAGUUCAUUAACUCACCCUUCCGAGAUGUCUACUACCGAGGUCAGACCGCCCUGCACAUCGCCAUUGAACGUCGCUGCAAACACUACGUGGAGCUUCUGGUGGCCCAAGGUGCUGAUGUCCAUGCACAGGCUCGUGGGCGUUUCUUUCAGCCCAAAGAUGAGGGUGGCUACUUCUACUUUGGUGAGCUGCCCUUGUCCCUGGCCGCCUGUACGAACCAGCCCCACAUUGUGAACUACCUGACGGAGAACCCUCACAAGAAAGCAGACAUGCGGCGCCAGGACUCUCGGGGCAACACAGUGCUGCAUGCGCUGGUUGCGAUUGCUGACAACACCCGGGAGAACACCAAGUUCGUCACCAAGAUGUAUGAUCUCUUGCUCAUUAAGUGUGCCAAACUCUUCUCUGAGAGCAACCUGGAGGCUGUGGUCAAUAAUGAUGGCCUUUCACCCCUGAUGAUGGCCGCCAAGACGGGCAAGAUUGGGGUUUUCCAGCACAUUAUCCGACGGGAGGUGACAGACGAGGAUGCGCGACAUCUAUCUCGCAAGUUCAAGGACUGGGCAUAUGGGCCUGUGUACUCUUCUCUCUACGAUCUGUCCUCACUGGACACCUGUGGGGAGGAGUCCUCAGUUCUGGAGAUCCUGGUAUAUAACAGCAGAAUUGAGAACCGCCAUGAGAUGUUGGCCGUGGAGCCAAUCAACGAGCUGCUUCGAGACAAGUGGCGAAAGUUUGGGGCCGUCUCCUUCUACAUCAGCGUCGUCUCUUACCUGUUCGCCAUGAUCAUCUUCACCCUCACUGCCUACCACCAGCCCCUGGAGGGCACUCCUCCGUAUUCAUACCAUACAACCGUGGACUACUUGCGGCUUGCUGGAGAGAUCAUCACCCUUUCCACCGGAGUCAUAUUCUUUCUCUCCAGUAUCAAAGACCUUUUUAUGAAGAAGUGUCCUGGGGUGAAUUCUCUCUUUGUUGAUGGCUCCUUCCAGCUGCUCUACUUUAUUUACUCGGUGCUAGUGAUUGUCUCUGCUGGAUUGUACCUAGCGGGGAUCGAAGCUUACUUGGCAGUCAUGGUCUUUGCCCUGGUCCUGGGUUGGAUGAAUGCCCUCUACUUCACUCGGGGGUUGAAGCUGACGGGGACCUACAGCAUCAUGAUCCAGAAGAUCCUGUUCAAAGACCUCUUCCGUUUCCUGCUCGUCUAUCUCCUCUUCAUGAUUGGCUAUGCUUCAGCUCUGGUCUCACUGCUGACCCCAUGCCCCAGCAGCACCAUCUGCAGUGGGGAGAGGGCCAACUGCACAGUCCCCGGUUACCCAUUCUGCCGGGACAGCGAGACCUUCAGCACCUUCCUGUUGGACCUCUUCAAGCUGACCAUUGGCAUGGGCGACCUGGAGAUGCUGAGUAGCGCCAAGUACCCCGUGGUCUUCAUCAUCCUGCUGGUCACUUACAUCAUCCUUACUUUUGUGCUGCUGCUGAAUAUGUUGAUCGCUCUCAUGGGGGAAACGGUGGGCCAGGUGUCCAAGGAGAGCAAACACAUCUGGAAGCUACAGUGGGCCACCACCAUCUUGGACAUUGAGCGUUCUUUCCCGGUGUUUGUGAGGAAGGCAUUCCGCUCUGGAGAAAUGGUCACAGUGGGCAAGAGUUCGGAUGGCACACCAGAUCGGAGGUGGUGUUUCAGGGUUGAUGAAGUGAAUUGGUCUCAUUGGAACCAAAACUUGGGCAUCAUUAAUGAGGAUCCAGGCAAGAAUGAGACCUAUCAGUACUACGGCUUCUCCCACACUGUGGGCCGACUUCGCAGGGAUCGCUGGUCCACAGUGGUGCCCCGGGUCGUCGAGUUGAACAAGAAUGCCCACUCGGAGGAUGUGGUGGUUCCACUGGAUCAUCUGGGCACUUCUGCUGCCCCUGCUCACAGACAGAGCUACCCUCAUAACUGGAGGACAGAAGAUGCCCCACUCUAGUGGGGCCUGGGAGCCUAGGGGAGGGGCCCAGCCAGGGACUCAAGCAUCUGCCAUGGCUAGUUGGCAUGGAAAGCACAGAAGACUUCCCUGCCAUGAGUUGAACCUGUUGGCUCCUGCCCAGCUCUAGUUUUUUCCCCGGAUGCCUAUUGGCACCCUCUUUGUGCCAGCCCAAGGUUCACCAACAUUUUCAAGGGAAGCUCCCACUGGUGGCUUCCUGAGUUCCCUGGCUUUGACUCCAAAGAUGCCCAGAUGAAGAGAGGUCCAGCAGCACCCUGCAUUGGAGGGAUGGGGUGUGUCAGAGUGUUGAGUAGUAUCAUCUCUGGCAGAGUCAGCUGGGGGAUGUGUGGAAAGUCAGACCAUGGUACAGUGGAAAGAAAGCUGGGAUUUGGAGUUGGGAAGUCUAGGUUUGCUCCCUGGCUCUGAUAUUUCCUAUCUGUGUGACCUUGGGCAAGUCAUUUCUCAUCCUUAAGUUCUUCCUCUAUAAAAUAAGGGGUUUGGGCUGGAUGACCUCUGAGGUCCCUUCCAGCUGUAAACCCUACAAGCCUAUGAUCCUCUCUUGUUCACUUACAAGUCCUGACCCAUGUUCACAUUCCCACUAGACUCUGGGCACAAUAGGCAAGGUCAGGCAAGGAAAAGAAGGUGAAUGGUUUUAAGUGGAGGUCAGAGAUGAAAGGCUUCCAGCCCCUUUGGCCCUGGAAGAAGCCAUCCUCAGCCUCCUCUCACUCCCAUGGAGUUAUACAGGUCAGUAUAGUGUGACCAGUGCAGAAGGGGCACCUUGUUCCCCAGCUGGCUACAAGGAGGCGGUUCCCACCCUUGCCCCAGCCCUGGCCAGACUCUCAUUCUAUUAUUUAUUUGCUCUUCUCUAGCUCAGGAAGGAAGUUCAUGGCUAGAGGGCAGGGUAGCUGUGCCCUCCAUGGAGGUCUCAGGAAAUAUCCCAGCCCAACCUAGUCUUUCUGGUUCCAGUCCCAUGUCCCAGUGUCCACCUGCCAACAUGGUACAUGCACAGAUGAUGGCUUUGCUUAAGAGACAGGGAAUGUCAGAGGGCAAAUCCUCUGUAUGCUCUGGAUGGUGCCUGGGAAAAUGUGGGCAGGUACUCAAUAAAUAUUAGUUUAUGAUGUUGGUAAUUGUGGUGAU
Molecule: messenger RNA, 3831 nt
Organism: Dromiciops gliroides (monito del monte)
Lineage: Eukaryota; Metazoa; Chordata; Mammalia; Microbiotheria; Microbiotheriidae
Gene: TRPV4
Product: transient receptor potential cation channel subfamily V member 4
Exons: 16
Coding region: 31-2697 (888 amino acids)
Biological process (GO): calcium ion import across plasma membrane; actin filament organization; osmosensory signaling pathway
Cellular component (GO): cilium; membrane
Molecular function (GO): calcium channel activity; protein binding
Source: RefSeq, a predicted model, not a curated record